UCAAUUCUCAUACCAAACUUCAAUUUCUUGAUAAGACGGCUGCAAGAAAAUAGUCGUGCGAAAGACGACCGAAAUGACUGCUGCUGCAACUGCGAUGAUGAUAAGGGCACGGAAUUCAAAGCAUGUCGUCCUCCCACUCCUCUCACCCGCUCACUACAGUCGUUCUCCUGGGCCAAGUCCGAUUCACUGCCUCGUUGCUGACUCGGUACUCGCCCGAAAUGCCAUGCCCACGUCCAAUUUCUCCCCUUUCUGCCGUUCCAUGGCCACUUUCGCCCGAACGAAGACGCACGUCAAUGUGGGCACUAUAGGACAUGUUGACCAUGGAAAAACUACACUGACUGCUGCAAUUACAAAGGUGCUGUCUGAACAGGGCAAAGCCAAAGCCAUUGCCUUCGAUGAGAUUGACAAGGCUCCUGAAGAGAAGAAGAGAGGGAUUACAAUUGCUACAGCCCAUGUGGAGUACGAAACAGCUAACAGACAUUAUGCACAUGUGGAUUGCCCAGGUCAUGCAGAUUAUGUUAAAAACAUGAUUACUGGAGCUUCACAAAUGGAUGGGGGUAUUCUUGUAGUAUCUGCUCCAGAUGGACCCAUGCCACAAACAAAGGAACAUAUUUUGCUUGCGCGCCAGGUUGGUGUACCAUCUUUAGUUUGCUUUCUCAAUAAAGUUGAUGCUGUUGAGGAUCCUGAGCUACUUGAACUUGUUGAGAUGGAGCUUCGAGAAUUGCUUACUUUCUAUAAAUUCCCUGGGGAUAAAAUCCCAAUUAUUCGGGGUUCGGCCUUGUCAGCUCUGCAAGGAACAAAUGAGAAGCUUGGUAAAGAGGCUAUCUUAAAAUUAAUGGAUGCUGUUGAUGACUACAUAACUGAGCCAGUUCGCCAGCUUGAAAAGCCUUUUCUCAUGCCGAUUGAAGAUGUCUUUUCCAUCCAGGGGCGUGGGACUGUUGUCACCGGCCGAAUAGAACAAGGCAUCAUCAAAGUGGGUGAGGAAGUUGAAGUCUUGGGAUUGACACAGGGUGGCCCUCUAAAGACCACAGUGACCGGUGUAGAGAUGUUUAAGAAAAUCUUGGAUCGUGGACAAGCUGGUGACAAUGUAGGCCUUCUUUUGCGUGGUUUAAAACGAGAAGAUGUUCAGCGAGGACAGGUUAUAUCAAAACCAAAUACCCUAAAAACAUACAAGAAUUUUGAGGCUGAGAUAUAUGUUCUGACAAAAGAUGAAGGUGGUAGGCACACUGCAUUUUUCUCAAAUUACAUGCCACAAUUCUAUAUGAGGACGGCAGAUGUUACUGGGAAAGUGAUCUUACCUGAAGACAUUAAGAUGGUCAUGCCUGGAGAUAAUGUGACAGCAAAGUUUGAGCUUUUAUCUCCAGUUCCUCUUGAAACAGGGCAAAGAUUUGCUUUACGAGAAGGAGGUAGAACAGUUGGUGCUGGAGUGGUUUCAAAAGUACUUGGCUAAGAUGCCAGUGAUAAUUCUCCAACUUUUACACAAUGCUGGAUAUAAAUUGAAGGUUUUUUCUCCUUGGAUAUAGCAGGAAUUAUUGAUGGCGGCUGACCAUUUAUUAAGAUUUGAUGCAAGUUCUGGUAGGAUUUGGUGUACCAGUAAAUCAUAAGACUUUUUGAGUUUUUAAUGGUGCCCUAGGAAUUCUAAGCAUGAAUAAAUGAAACAAAUCACAGAAUGAUGAGCUUGUAAAAAGUAGUAUUCUCUCGUGCCUGGAUAUAUGAAGUGUAUAUACCCUUUUUCUUA
Coffea eugenioides is the source of this 1738-nucleotide messenger RNA. RefSeq names its product elongation factor Tu, mitochondrial-like. Gene Ontology annotation, molecular function: GTP binding; translation elongation factor activity; GTPase activity. The transcript has 12 exons. NCBI's taxonomy places the organism in Eukaryota, Viridiplantae, Streptophyta, Magnoliopsida, Gentianales, Rubiaceae. Gene Ontology annotation, cellular component: mitochondrion. Gene Ontology annotation, biological process: mitochondrial translational elongation. The coding region runs from base 74 to 1450 and encodes 458 amino acids. The record is from RefSeq and is a predicted model, not a curated record.